UCGGAGGUCACGGUGGCCGUAAGUGGAAGCUGUGUUGCGGUUGGUGGGAGGGUGGAGAGGAGGAGGGGCUUGAGCAUACGACUUCCUGUUUCCGGCCGGUGGGCACAAGGCAGAGGGGAGGGAUUUGGAAGAGAGAGUUUAGAGUUCGAGCUCUCUGAUCUUGCGGUUGUGGUGCUGAGGCGAGCAGGUCUGAACCAGCUAUUGAUUAAAGAUGAGUCUCCAGUGGACAGCGGUUGCUACCUUCCUUUAUGCUGAGGUCUUUGCUGUGCUGUUGCUCUGCAUUCCUUUCAUUUCUCCUAAAAGAUGGCAGAAGAUCUUUAAGUCUCGCCUGGUGCAGCUGGUGGUGAGCUAUGGUAACACCUUCUUCGUGGUUCUCAUUGUUAUUCUGGUUCUGCUUCUCAUUGAUGCCGUGCGGGAGAUCAGGAAGUAUGAUGACGUGACAGAGAAGGUGAACCUGCAGAAUAACCCUGGGGCCAUGGAGCACUUCCACAUGAAGUUGUUCCGGGCCCAGAGAAACCUCCACAUCGCUGGCUUCUCUCUGCUGCUGUCUUUUCUGCUCAGACGCCUGGUGACCCUUAUCUCCCAGCAGGCCACACUGUUGGCUUCCAACGAGGCCUUCAAAAAACAGGCUGAGGGUGCCAGUGAAGCCGCCAAGAAAUACAUAGAAGAGAAUGACAAGUUGAAGAAGGGAGCUGGCACUGGGGUUGGCAAAUUGGACCUGAAAGAUGAAGUGCUGGCGGAGAACAAAAACCUGAAGGCCGAGCUCAAGAAACUGACUCAAGAGUUGGCUGUAAACAAGCGAAGCCUGGAGAAAGCAGAAAAUGAGGCUUUGGCCAUGCGCAAGCAGUCAGACGGGCUGACCAAAGAAUAUGACCGUUUGCUGGAAGAGCAUGCACGCCUCCAGGCUGCUGUGGAUGGUCCUACAAACAAGAAAGGAGAGUGAAGGGUUGGUGUCCUUCCUCCCCAAGUUCCUCUCCUUCCAUCAGCUGGCUUCCAUUCCUACCCAGUACAACCAGCCACCUCCCUCUGGGUCACCUUGGAAGGGAGGAGGGCAGGGAUGUGCUCCCUGCUCCAUGCAACCCUCAUUUGUUUGGUUUUGGGGCCCAUGCCCUUCCCCAGGCUGACACAACUGCUUUUGACAUUCCCCCCACUUGGACCACAGAACUGCAGCCCCAGCCCCAGUCCUGUGCUUGCCUUACCCUGAAUCCAGAGGACAGCCCCAGCGUUGGGGAUGGAAGAAGAGAGCUUCUUCUUCAGAGUGCCUGGAGGUGAUUGGGCCCCUUCUUGCUGCCCCUGCCCCCAUCCCAAAUCUACCUUCAUCUCUCCUUCCUUGUCUUCCCCAGAAAGAACAGAGGGUUGGCAGUCUGGGGAGAGGGCCCUUGUUUGCUUGGGCUGUGGUUCAAGGUCUGGCGUGGUGCUCCUUUUACCCUGUGCUUUUUUUCUUGGGAUGAGGACUCUUGUGUUCUCUCCAGUGCGGGUACUUCUGGGUUUUGUCUGGGCAUGGUUCCCUCCUGUGUGCACACAGAGCUGCUCUUGGAGAAAUAAACUUUGUUCAUCAAA
Molecule: messenger RNA, 1560 nt
Organism: Monodelphis domestica (gray short-tailed opossum)
Lineage: Eukaryota; Metazoa; Chordata; Mammalia; Didelphimorphia; Didelphidae
Gene: BCAP31
Product: B cell receptor associated protein 31
Biological process (GO): intracellular protein transport; endoplasmic reticulum to Golgi vesicle-mediated transport
Cellular component (GO): endoplasmic reticulum membrane; endoplasmic reticulum
Source: RefSeq, a predicted model, not a curated record